GAUCCAGGACCCUUUGCUGGGUCUAUUUCUGUCAUGUACGGUUACAAUCAAGGGAAUUACGGGAACUAUGGAUCUGCCUAUACAGCGGCCGCUGCAGCUGCAGCAGUUUAUGGAAAUUUAGGUGUUGGUCAAGCUGCUUCUCAAGCUCAACAGCAGUCAAGCAGCGUGUUCGGGUCGUCAACAACCAAUCCAUACGCUACCUAUAACUCUGUUGCGGCUUCUUACGGAUAUGGGAACCAAUCUACAAAUGCGGCCUCAAUGUAUGCCGCACAAGCUGCUCAGGCACAAGUGCAAGCCACUCAAGUGAGUCGUUUGUCUGCUGAUGCUGCAUAUGCUGCUGCCGCUGGCGUUGCCCCGAGCCAAUAUUCAACAUUCGGAGCUGGACAAAUUGCAGGAAAAUUGCGUCCUAACGAGUCUCGAAUGGUCUCCCCAAAAGCAAAAGUCGUCCAAACUGAGAACUAG
Molecule: messenger RNA, 462 nt
Organism: Haemonchus placei
Lineage: Eukaryota; Metazoa; Nematoda; Chromadorea; Rhabditida; Trichostrongylidae
Source: the annotation of a GenBank genome assembly